CAAAUAUGGCAGCCUCCAUGUAAGUUGCGUUAAAUGAUAAACACUCUCCAACUUCGAUUUCAACUGCAACCAUAAACAAGAUCUAGUCGCUGGAUUUUGUUAUAUUUUUAGGAGUGAGAUAUAUUAUUAAAUAUUUAAUCACUGAUUUCAUUUUCCAAUCUUAACUUGAAUCACAAUGCCCCUGUCUGACUUUUUAUCAUCCCUACAAAACAAUCCAUAUUUUGGUGCUGGAUUUGGACUUGUUGGUGUUGGAGCUGGCCUUGCUGCUCUUAGAAAAGCUUCAAUGUUUGGAAUGAUACUCUUUCGCCGCCAUUGUAUGAUGACUCUUGAAGUGCCUUGUAGAGAUAAAAGUUACCAAUGGUUACUUCAGUGGAUAACUUUAAAUGCCAAAAAUACACAGCAUCUUAGUGUUGAAACAACGUUUAAACAACAUGAUACUGGAAAAAUAUCUACUUCAUAUGAUUUUGUACCUAGUGUUGGAACUCACUUUUUUUAUUAUAACAAAACAUGGAUAAGAGUGGAAAGAAACAGAGAACAACAAACAUUAGACUUGCAUAUGGGAGUUCCUUGGGAGACAGUUACGUUAACAGCUUUAGGAAGAAAUAAAUCACUAUACUUUCAAAUGCUGGAUGAAGCUAGGAAAUUAGCUUUGAAACGAGAGGAGGGGAAAACAAUCAUGUAUACUGCAAUGGGUUCAGAAUGGAGGCAGUUUGGGCAUCCUCGCAAACGCAGGCCAAUCUCAUCUGUGAUUUUAGAUGAAGGAGUUGCAGAGCACAUUCUUAAUGACAUAAAAGAUUUCAUUAACACUCCGCAAUGGUACAGUGAAAGAGGUAUACCAUAUAGAAGAGGAUAUUUGUUACAUGGCCCUCCAGGAUGUGGAAAAAGUAGUUUUAUUACGGCCUUAGCUGGAGAACUAGAAUACAGCAUUUGUGUUCUAAAUCUUAGUGACAGAGGUUUAACGGAUGAUCGAUUGCAAUACUUGAUGAGUGUAGCUCCUCAGCAAAGCAUUAUUUUACUUGAAGAUAUCGAUGCUGCUUUUGUAAAGAGAGAAGAAUCCACAGCAGCUCAAAUAGCUUAUGAUGGCCUUAACAGAGUAACAUUUAGUGGUUUACUAAAUAUGUUGGAUGGAGUAGUUUCUGCUGAAGCUCGCAUUUUAUUUAUGACAACAAAUUAUGAAGAAAGGUUAGAUGCUGCCUUAGUACGUCCAGGACGAGUGGAUGUCAAACAGCUUAUAGAUUAUGCCACAGAUUAUCAGUUAAAAUUGAUGUAUAAAAGAUUUUAUCCUGAAGCUGCAGCCUCCAGUAAUGCAGCUGAUGAUUUUGCAAAAGCAGUCAGAACUGUAGUUCAGAAAGUGAGUAUGGCUGAAGUACAAGGAUUAUUCAUGUUUUAUAAAAAUGAUCCUGAAGGAAUCAUUGAAAACGUUGGGAAAAUCAAAUCUCUACAGAAUGAAAAAAAAAUUGUAAAUUUAUAAAUGAAAAUUAUAAAU
Molecule: messenger RNA, 1486 nt
Organism: Argiope bruennichi
Lineage: Eukaryota; Metazoa; Arthropoda; Arachnida; Araneae; Araneidae
Gene: Bcs1
Product: mitochondrial chaperone BCS1-like
Exons: 8
Coding region: 176-1471 (431 amino acids)
Biological process (GO): protein insertion into mitochondrial inner membrane from matrix; mitochondrial respiratory chain complex III assembly
Cellular component (GO): mitochondrial inner membrane
Molecular function (GO): ATP hydrolysis activity; ATP binding
Source: RefSeq, a predicted model, not a curated record